Molecule: messenger RNA, 1743 nt
Organism: Pseudoliparis swirei
Lineage: Eukaryota; Metazoa; Chordata; Actinopteri; Perciformes; Liparidae
Gene: fbxo28
Product: F-box protein 28
Exons: 5
Coding region: 22-1167 (381 amino acids)
Biological process (GO): protein polyubiquitination
Source: RefSeq, a predicted model, not a curated record
UCUCCUCCUUGGCGAAGCAAGAUGGCGGCCGUCGUAGAGCGAGUCGAUGGCUGCUUCGGGUCCUUGGACUCAGACGCGGUGUCGCCGGGACAGUGGUCCCCUCCGCCGGACCAGCAGCACCAGAACAACCCGCUGCUGGGUCUGCCCAUCGUGGCCGUUGAGACCGUUCUCCAUUUCCUCUCGUACGAUGAAAUCAGCCUGCUGCGCUCGGUGAGUAAGUGCAUGGACUUCAUCUGCCAGCGCGUCCUGAACCAGGGCUUCCUGAAGGUGGAGCGGUACCACAGUCUGUGCCAGAGGCAAGUCAAAGCCCAGCUGCCCAGGCGGGAGUCUGAGAGGAGAAACCACUCGCUGGCCCGCCACGCUGACAUCCUGGCUGCCGUGGAGACGCGCCUCUCUCUGCUCAACAUGACCUUCAUGAAAUACGUCGACUCCAACCUCUGCUGCUUCAUCCCCGGAAAGGUGAUCGAUGAGAUCUACCGCGUGCUGCGCUACGUGAACUCCACUCGAGCGCCGCAGCGAGCUCACGAGGUCCUGCAGGAGCUGAGGGACAUCUCCUCCAUGGCCAUGGAGUACUUCGACGAGAAGAUCGUCCCCAUCCUGAAGAAGAAGCUGCCGGGCGCCGACCUGUCCGGCCGCCUCAUUGGCUCGACGCAAGUGGCAGGUCCAUCCACCUCCCUGACCACCAUGUCCCUGCUGGCCAAGAACACGCCGUCGCGCUCCGAGAUGACCAAGGUGCAGCAGCAGGUGAAGGUGAACGGGGCGUCGAUGACGGUGCUGCGGCGCGAGAUGCAGGAGAUCCGGGUGAAGCAGCUGGAGCAGCAGAAGCAGCUGCAGGACCAGGAGCAGAAGCUGCUGGAGCAGACGCAGGUGAUCGGCGAGCAGAACGCCCGCCUCGCCGAGCUGGAGCACAAGCUCCGCGAGCUGAUGGACAGCAGCGCCGCCGCCGCCGCCGCCGCCAUGGGGGGUCCCGGGCCCGCCGCGGCCGUCGCAUCCGGCGGCAGCAGCAGCGCCGCGGUGUCCUCCACCGUGGCCGGCGGCGGCGGUGGCGCCGUGCCCGCCGCCUCUCUCUCCAGAGAGCCGGAGGGCGAGAGAUGGCUGUCGCUCAAACGCGCCCGAAAGCACUCGGACCUUCCGCGACAGUCCAAACGGCUGCGCAGCAAGAAAUAAGAGACUCGGUGUGUCAUUUAGUUACACUUUUUUUUUUUUGGGUUUCCAAGUCUGGAGUAUCCCCUCCCCCCCCCUCUCCCCCUCACUAAAUCAGAAUCUAGGCAGGCGGCCGCCUCGUGACGAGACUAUUUAUUGAAGGUUGCGUAAAAUGACUGUACUGCUUUUUUUUUUAUAAACGUAGAAGCUUUUCUCGGAGGCUUCGAUGCUUUCAGAAACAUUUGCGUGUCUAGGCCGAAAUUCAGGUGGUCGGUUAAAAAUUGGUCAACGGAAGUCGAGUUGUACGUGUUUAUUAAUGUAACUCCCCGUUUCUGGGGGGGGGGGGGAAAGAAUCUGCAACGAUAUUUUUAUUUCCGAAUACGAUUAAAAUGAAACGUCGCAGUGAAUCAUGACGGUCGUCGGCUCGAGUCAGAGCCGCCCGUAAUCAACCAGGCCGAGGUCGCAUGUCGCGGGACGUUUAGCGAUCUCCUUUUUCCAUUUCUCCCAUGGGCAGGAAGUCUCAACUCCACGAGCAUUCAUUUCACUCACGCUCGCUUCUUCUUACUCUGGCUAAGUGCAAUAAAAGUCAUCUGAAAAGUA